Molecule: messenger RNA, 1857 nt
Organism: Chlorella variabilis
Lineage: Eukaryota; Viridiplantae; Chlorophyta; Trebouxiophyceae; Chlorellales; Chlorellaceae
Exons: 13
Coding region: 121-1794 (557 amino acids)
Biological process (GO): protein folding
Cellular component (GO): chaperonin-containing T-complex
Molecular function (GO): ATP hydrolysis activity; ATP-dependent protein folding chaperone; ATP binding
Source: RefSeq, a predicted model, not a curated record
AGCAGUUUGUGUGUGUGUCUACAUUUGCUGAUCGCAUCGCCGCCCCUGCCCAUCAGUGAGCCCCAGACUUGACUUUGCCCAGCGCCGUUUCAUCUGCCUGCCGGCGAAUUGGGAUUGCCAAUGGCGGGGGCAGCGGGACCGCAGCUGCAGCUGCACGGCGAGCGCACCACGGGGCAGGAUGUCCGCACGCAGAACGCCACCGCGGUGCUGGCGGUGGCCAACAUCCUGAAGACCAGCCUGGGGCCGGUUGGGCUUGACAAGAUGCUGGUGGACGACAUUGGCGAUGUGACAAUCACCAACGACGGCGCCACCAUCCUAAAGCUGCUGGACGUGGAGCACCCGGCGGCAAAGGCGGGUGGCGGAGGAGGGCAGUCAACGGUGAUCCUGGUCGAGCUGGCGGAGCUGCAGGACCAGGAGGUGGGCGACGGCACCACGUCGGUGGUCAUUGUGGCCGCGGAACUGCUCAAACGCGCCAACGAGCUGGUGCGCGCCAAGAUCCACCCCACCUCCAUCAUUGGCGGUUACCGCCUGGCCAUGCGCGAGGCGUGUAAAUACAUUGAGCAGCAGCUGGCAAUCCCCACCUCGAGCUUGGGCGCUGAGACGCUCAUGGCGGCGGCCAAGACGGCCAUGAGCAGCAAGAUUGUGGGAGCGGAUUCAGACUUCUUUGGUCGCAUUGUGGUGGACGCGGUAACGGCGGUUAAAAGCGAGGAUGAGGAGACGGGCAGGGUGCGGUACCCGGUUGGCGCCAUCAACAUCCUCAAAGCCCAUGGCAAGAGCGCAAAGGAGAGCCAGCUGCUAGAUGGUUAUGCCCUGAACCUUGGGCGAGCGGCACAGGGCAUGCCGAAGAAUGUGAAGAAUGCCCGCAUCGCGUGCCUGGACAUGAACCUGCAGAAAGCACGCAUGCACUUUGGUGUGCAGGUGCUGGUGACUGACCCCAAGGAGCUGGAGCUGAUCCGGCAACGUGAGCUGGACAUCACGCGCGAGCGCAUCCAGAAAAUCAUUGAUUCAGGUGCCAACGUGAUCCUGACUACUAAAGGCAUUGACGACACUGCCCUCAAGUACUUUGUGGAGGCGGGUGCCAUUGCCUGCCGACGUGUGCCCAAGGAUGACCUGCGUCGUGUUGCCAAGGCCACUGGCGGCAGCAUUGUGAUGACGCUGGCAGACAUGGAGGGCAACGAAACGUUUGACCCCGCAAACUUGGGUGUGGCGGAGGAGGUGGUGGAGGAGAGCGUUGCAGACAAUGACAUGCUGAUGAUCCGGGGCCCGAAGAACACGCGGGCUGUGACAGUGUUGCUGCGCGGCGCUAAUGACUACAUGCUGGAUGAGAUGGACCGCUCCUUACAUGACGCUUUCUGCAUCGUCAAGCGCGUGCUGGAGAGUGGGCAGGUGGUGCCAGGCGGCGGUGCCGUGGAGGCUGCGCUCAAUGUGUACCUUGAAAAUUUUGCCACCACGCUUGGCAGCCGGGAGCAGCUGGCAAUUGCCGAGUUUGCAGACGCACUGCUGAUCAUUCCCAAGACGCUGGCGGUGAAUGCAGCCAAGGAUGCCACGGAGCUGGUGGCUAAACUGCGCGCCUUCCACUACAGCGCGCAGACCAACCCCGAGAAGAAAGCGCUGGCGCAGAGCGGGCUGGACCUGGUGGGGGGCACGAUUCGGGACAAUAUUGCAGCGGGGGUGGUGGAGCCUGCGCUGAGCAAACUGAAGAUAAUCCAGUUUGCCACCGAGGCUGCCAUCACCAUCCUGCGCAUCGACGAUCUCAUACGCUUGGAGCCCGAGCCGCAGGAGGGCGAGGAGUGAUCGCUACAACCUCGCAUGGCGCUUGGGCUUUGUUUUCCCGGGCAGUGUAAACCACUGCGCCAC